Messenger RNA from Eimeria maxima, 279 nucleotides. RefSeq lists its product as hypothetical. NCBI's taxonomy places the organism in Eukaryota, Apicomplexa, Conoidasida, Eucoccidiorida, Eimeriidae. The coding region runs from base 1 to 279 and encodes 92 amino acids. The transcript has 4 exons. The record is from RefSeq and is a predicted model, not a curated record.
AUGGGUGAGGCUAUCCAAGAUGGCAGAGCAGUAUCUGGUAAAGUGCAAUAUUGGAUGUUUUCUGGAUGGUGUAUUGAGUUAGAGUUUGCCGAUGGUUCUGGAUUAUUUUUUGUGGAGCUGUUCGUUUGUUCAGGAAGUGAGUUGGAGUUUGCCGAUGGGAUCUGGCAGGCCGACGUUUUUCAGUAUUGUGCAGCGGAGUCGUAUACCACAGAUUGUCUAGAGCAAAGCAGAGGAGCCACGCCUAUCGCUACAGAACGAUAUGCAUCUGGUCGUAAGUAA